UAUUUUAAUCAUGCUUUAAAACCUGCUAUAUUAAGUAUCUUUUGGGCCAUUUUCGGUCUACAAAUUAGUUUAUGACUCAAUGGUAAAAAAAAAUGCAUUACAGUAUAUGGCUGCAGGUUAGAACGAAUUCGUUUCAGUUCGGUUGAAUGUACAGUGUAGUAAAAAUAGGCUAGUAAAUGCCACGAUUAUGUAAUACACAGUAGGCCUACUGUAAACAAAAAUAAUCGUAAAAUCGGAAGUGAAUCGAACUUGUCCUUUCACAACUACAAUGCAUUGAUCCCACGAGAAUAAACCUGUGUGGAAUUGCGUCAAUCACGAGUAGGCUAUGUUUUGGCUUUUAGCGGAUGCAUUUCCCGCGUGCAUUAGAUCUGAAAGCAUUCAUAGUUUCCUCUGCAGAGAUUUUUGAGGUCAUAUGUGUCUUAAUCCGUCUUUUCCUCCAGCCGUACAGACAGCUGUGGGAAAGGCGUGUAUGUCCACCGCUGAUGCCAUGUGGUCAAAGCAGCUGUGCAGCUGAUAACCAAUGACAGGCAGAAGACGCCGCGCGGAGCUGCUGCAUGCGUCGCGUCGCGCCGCGCUGAUAUUUAAACCAUCCACACAUCGCGCAUGCCAGAGAUGCGAGCUGCAGCGAUUUCUGCGCCGAGAGCGGAAAGAUGCUGCCUUCCCCGAGUCACCGAGUUCAUGGAUUAAGCUGGAUUUCAGGACACACCUGUAGAUUUCUCACCUGCUCUGCAUAAUGCCUUACCUGAGACAGUUCCUGAUUUUAGUGCUCUUCCUGGGCUCGUUUGGGGAAUGCCGUUAUAAACAUACCGCGCGAGAGAGGAGGUGGACAGGAGCUGUGGAAACUCAGAAGCACGGGACCUCACUGGCAAAGAAGCCACCGGAUGUGACAAAAUCACGGCGACUGAAAACAGAGCAGUUGUUGAAAGUGGAUGACCAUGACUUCACCAUGAGGCCCGCGUUUGGAGGUCCUGCUAUUCCUGUGGGAGUUGAUGUACAAGUGGAAAGCUUGGACAGUAUUUCAGAAGUUGACAUGGACUUUACUAUGACAUUAUACCUGAGACACUACUGGAAGGAUGAGCGCUUGUCUUUCACCAGCACUACAAAUAAAAGCAUGACUUUCGACGGGCGCUUGGUGAAAAAGAUCUGGGUUCCUGACGUCUUCUUCGUCCACUCUAAAAGAUCUUUUAUUCAUGACACCACCACAGAAAAUAUCAUGCUGAGAGUGUUCCCUGAUGGUCACGUUCUUUACAGCCUGAGGGUCACGGUUACAGCAGCCUGCAACAUGGACUUCAGCCGUUUCCCGCUGGAUUCACAGUCCUGCUCUUUGGAGUUGGAAAGCUACGCCUACACAGAUGAGGAUCUGAUGCUGUACUGGAAAAGUGGAGAUGAGUCUUUGAGUAUAGAUGAGAAAAUCUCUCUCUCUCAGUUCCUCAUUCAGAAGUUUCACACUACCUCUCGGCUGGCUUUCUACAGCAGCACAGGAUGGUACAACCGCCUGUAUAUAAACUUUACGCUUCGCCGCCACAUCUUUUUCUUCCUGCUGCAGACUUAUUUCCCAGCCACACUUAUGGUUAUGUUGUCAUGGGUGUCAUUUUGGAUUGAUCGCAGGGCUGUUCCAGCCAGAGUUUCAUUAGGUAUCACCACGGUGCUCACCAUGUCCACCAUCAUCACUGGGGUGAACGCCUCCAUGCCCAGAGUCUCCUACAUCAAAGCUGUGGACAUUUACCUGUGGGUCAGUUUUGUGUUUGUGUUUCUGUCCGUCUUGGAGUAUGCAGCAGUCAACUAUCUGACCACGGUCCAGGAGAGGAGAGAGCGUAAGCUCAGAGAUCGAGCAGUUAGAGAGCAGUCAUUGCCCUGCACCUGCGGUAUGUCCCACACCAGGACCAUGAUGUUAGAUGGGACCUACAGUGAGGCUGACACCAACAGUUUGGCUGGCUACACAGAAGCUCCCAUGGUUCUUGAGGAUAUGAUGCCAGAGAAACAGGAGCACAUGGUGGUGCACCUGUCAAUGAGCAGCGAGUCCACCACCACCAAGAAAAAGGGCAUCCGCGCCUUACGCAUUAUGCAGAACACGCAUGCCAUUGAUAAGUACUCCCGCAUGAUCUUCCCUGGAGCCUAUAUUUUUAAUCUUAUUUAUUGGUCGGUGUAUUGCUGAUCAUUCUCCAGCUACAUCCAUCUUUUACUCUUUUUUGGACUUAUGGAGGUUUUAUACAACCGUCCUUGACUUUUUGAUGCACAUCAGACAUUGGCUCAUGUGAUACCAAAUUGCAGUUACCUUUGUCACUUCAUGCACAAAAAGACUGAGAGAAAGAGGGUUGUCUGUGUCAGUUGAGUGCUUCAUGUAAGCCUUUUCUGGUUUAUGACAAAUUAACUGUAAAACACUUAUCAGACAUUGUAUGGGCUUAUGUGUUUUUUCUUCAUGUUUGCGUCAUUGGACUAUUAAGUAUUGCAAGGAAGUCUGGUGUUAUCUUCUCUUUU
This is a messenger RNA of Cyprinus carpio (common carp), 2478 nucleotides long. Its product is annotated as gamma-aminobutyric acid receptor subunit rho-2-like. Gene Ontology annotation, cellular component: neuron projection; GABA-A receptor complex; membrane. NCBI's taxonomy places the organism in Eukaryota, Metazoa, Chordata, Actinopteri, Cypriniformes, Cyprinidae. The record is from RefSeq and is a predicted model, not a curated record. Gene Ontology annotation, molecular function: extracellular ligand-gated monoatomic ion channel activity; GABA-A receptor activity; neurotransmitter receptor activity. Gene Ontology annotation, biological process: regulation of membrane potential; signal transduction; monoatomic ion transmembrane transport.